Molecule: messenger RNA, 6609 nt
Organism: Uloborus diversus
Lineage: Eukaryota; Metazoa; Arthropoda; Arachnida; Araneae; Uloboridae
Product: bromodomain adjacent to zinc finger domain protein 2B-like
Exons: 34
Coding region: 199-6609 (2136 amino acids)
Molecular function (GO): DNA binding
Source: RefSeq, a predicted model, not a curated record
CUACUCCAUUUUACCCUGCAAACGCCGGCCUCAGGACAAAGACGAUUCGUUUUCAUCUUCUUGGAAAAAUCAGGGUCUCCAGCUAUUAAAAAUUCCAGAAAAUCGAAAACUUGGACCUCAGGACCCCCACCUCGAUGGCUGCAUUCUUCUGUAGCAGAAAUACUUCUAAAAGGUAAAACUGGAAGGGUGUUAUGGAUAAUGCUGAACAAAGCCCUCGGCCCCCCAUCAAAGGGUAUUUUUGACACAGCAAGUUUAUUAGGUAUACCUAGCCCUCUUACUCUGUGUAAAGCAAAUGCUUUGCCAAAUAUAAUUGGUGUUUCUUCUGAAAAGAUACCUAAAUUGAAAUCCUCAGAGAAAAAGAGUAAUCAUGCAAAACACAGUGAAAAAACAAAAUCUGCCUCAAACAAUCUCUCCACCUCAGUAUCAUCAGGAGUUUCAAUCAUCUCAGGGAAUGUGAAAACUACAUCAAAAAAAUCCUCUGAAGGACUUGGUGAGCAAAUAGUGCAAUUACUUGCUGCGCCAGAGAAGAGUGCUAAACGUAAAAGUAAACCUAAAAGCUCAAAAAAUGAGGCGGCAAGAAAUGGGAAGAAAAGUGCGAAAGAAAAGAAAACAAGAAAGCCUAAAGAAAAGAAACUGAAGAAAUCUAGUUCAGAAAGUGAGGGUCACUUGGAAUCCGGUAGCAGCAGCACUGGUGCUGAUACUUCCAAUGCUGUCAGCUCUAGUUCCAGUGGCUCUAGUGAUGAAGAAGAACGGGAAAAACAACAGAAAAAACUGGCCAAGUUGAAGAAACAGCAACAAGAACUCAGGCGGCAAGUCCAAGAACUCAAACAAGCUUCUCAUGAUAGUGUACAUCCUAAACCUGAAAUGCAUGUGAAAAAGGUUUCUUCCAACCCUAAAAUUCCAUUGGGUCCUUCGGGACCUAUAAAUCACACAGUGAAGCCAGUUCCUAGUCCAGCCCAUUCUUUGCUGCCCACUCCUUCCAAAGCCAUUUCGCCAGAAACGGUUAAGAUCUGUGAUCCUGUCCUCGAUGAGGAACAAAACUCUGCCUUUCCUUUAGACCUGUGUAUGAAAAAGCAGGAGCCAACUUUUGAAGUGACAACCUCUGUUCUCAGUUCUUAUAUUCCCAGUGUCACAACAGCAGUUGCUAAGAAGAAGCCAUACCAAAAUGUUGUCAGAAAUGCAGGCACGAGCAACAAUAAAGCUGCUGUGCCGAGGAAAAGGGGACGCAAGCCAAAGCCGAAUCAGAUGCUCACAAAUGUCAGUGUUCCUGAACCUGAAAAGGUGCGCCAGAGACAAAGACACUCUAUUAAGGAUAUUACCAGCAUGUUUAUGUCGCCAAAGAUGGAUUUGCUACCAAGUCAAGUGUCCAGUCCAUCUCUACUUAAAACAAAUAACUCUAAUACUUGUCCAAAAGUUCACGCACCUAAUACCCUUACUAAUUCCAAUGACAUAUUACCUCAUCCAAGGAAAAAUUUCACUUUGGACAGUUUGUUAAGUGAAACUAAUGGUAAUCUUGAUAUUUACCACCACUAUCCAGACAUGGAAAAAGCAAUGUAUCCUGGUUCUCUUUAUGGGGCCAAAAAUCAGAAGCCCAAGGAAAGAGUCAAAAGUAAUAGCAAUAGCAUUAGUCGUACCAAAAAAUAUGAAGAGAAGAUCAAAGAGUCUGAAUCACCAUCUCAGUUUGAAACAUCAUCGCCAUCAGAUUCAGAUCCAGAUGAUGAUAAUUCUGACAGUGAUGAUUCGGAUCAAUCCCAUUCAGAGGCUCUUGCUGAUGGUGGCCUUUCCUAUGGUAGUCAUAAACGUAAAAGAUCUUAUAAUGAAGAUGGAGAAGAUUACCGAAAUAAGAAAAAGAGAAUUGUACCAGACGAAAGAGAAAUCCAAAUACCUCUAGAACAUGGCUGGCGUCGAGAAACAAGAGUACGAUGUUUUAGUAGGUCUGGAGUACGAGGAGAAGUUACUUACUAUGCACCAUGUGGGAAAAAAUUACGAAGUUAUCCUGAAGUUGAAAGGUAUUUGAUUAAAAAUGGCAUAACUGAUAUAUCAAGAGAUAAUUUUACAUUUAGCACCAAGGUGAAUAUUGGUGAAUUUUUAGAAAGUACUUCCUCUGGUUCCGGACAGGACUAUGUUUUAUUGAAUGAACAAGAAGUGAUUGCCAGAAUUGAAGAAGCCAAAGUUCGUAAAGGUCGUUUAGGUGUUCAGAACCGCAAAAGUUCCGGUGGACGAUCAGCUGAGGAAGAAGAACAACAGCGUCAGUGGGAACAGAAACAAAUUCAACACCACAUUGAACAACAAGCUGAAGAAAGUAGAAAGCAAAAAGAGCAGCAGCGUAUGAUUAAACAACAGGAGAAAUUUGAAAGAAUGGAGCAAAUGAGGAUAGAAAGAGAAAUUCGGGCUCAGCAAUUGCUUGAAGAGCAAGAAAUGAAACGCCAGCAGGCUGUUUUCCUGAGAGAACAGGAACGUGAGAGACGCAGACAGCAUAUGAUUCUAGUCAGAGCUUUAGAAAAUAGAAAGAAGCAGGAGGAAAGGGAGAGAAAACGGGAAGAAAUUUUAUUUGAGAAGAGGAUAAACAGAGAGAAAAAAAUGGAGCAAAGACGCAUUGAACUGGAUUACUUACGAGAGUUAAAGAAACCUGUUGAUGAUAUGAUGCUGAAGGAUCUAAUGCCUUUGCCUAACUUGAAUAGAAUACCAGGUGUUAAACUUUGUGGAAAAGCAUUUGCAGAUAUUCUUAUGGUUUUUGAAUUCCUGCACAAUUUUGGCGAAACUUUAGGUUUUGAUAUGGAAAGUUUACCAACUCUUAACACCAUGCAAUGUGCAUUACUGAACUUAGAUGAAAAAUGUGAAGAAGAAAUGAUGUCUGUGGUACAUCACCUUCUAGUCUGUGCAAUUGAUGAUCCUGGUGUACCUCACAAUUCAGAGUCAGCAACAGUUCUCGGUCAAAAUUUAAAAGAUGCUGAUAUCACAAACAAUAAUGUAUCAGAAGUACUCAGACUUUAUUUCAUAGCUCAAGAUAAGAGAAGUCCAAUGUUGGAGUGGUUACAAAUUAAACCAUUUCUUUCGUUAAAUCCAAGUCAGAAAGCUGAAAUAAUUGCAUACCUUUGUGAUGAAUUGCUUACUAGCCGCUUAUUGACAAGACAAAUUGAUAGCAAUAUUGAAAAUGUUAAUGUACUGCGAAAGGACAAAUGGCUUGUUGAAGGUGAUUUAAGGAGGUACCGCUCAAUCCAGCAACGCCGAGCUCUCAAAGCUAGGCUGAGUGCUAUGGAAGAAAAUCGUGACAAUCCCAACUGUGCCAAUAUGUUAUCUGCUGAUUUGCCUGAUUUUAGCCUUGCUACACAGAAAGACAAUCCCACUGCCAAUGAUGAUCCUGAUAUGAAGGAUAUUUCCAAAUGUGAUAAAGAGAAAUUAGAUGACAUUGAGAGUGAGCUUGCAAAUGAAAGUGGCAAUGAGAGUGAUGACACACAAGCUCCUGGUCAAAUUUCAGAAGGAGAGGAUGAGGAUUUACACUUAUCUAAUGAUGAAAUAAAUAAAAAGAUUGAAAAACUAUCUAAGCAACUUACUCAGUGCUCAAACAAGUUAACAAAAGCAUUUUAUACUAUCCGUGGUGCUACUUUUGGUAUGGACAGAUAUCACAGGCGAUAUUGGGUUCUACCAAAAUCUGGAGGUGUUUUUGUUGAAUCUAUGGAAUCUUCUUUGAAAGCAGAAGAACGAGAACGGGUUUUGAGUUCUUCACAAGCAGCAAAAGUUAAAAUUGAGAGCGGUUUAGAAACUUUGAGUUUUGAAGGAAACAAGGAAUGUGAAAUGAAGGAUGUUUCACCAUCUCCGGAAAAAUCAGAUCAGGAAAGUAAAGUUCCUGUGAUUGAUGGCAAAGGAAGUGAGAAACCAGAUUUGCAAGUAGAGAAACUGCCAACACCGAUACCUAUCAAAGAAGAAUGUGAAAAUAUUGAAAAAACUACUGAAAGUGCUUCCAUGAAAAGUGACCAAGUUGUUAAAUGUGAGGAAGACCCUAAAUCUGAUAUCAAAAAGGAGGUAAAUCAGGCCGAUCUUGCAAAUUCAGAGCAAGUAACGAGCAAUACAAAAUUGUCUGUCUCUGAAGAGGAAGAACCUGUUGUACAACAAAAUAAAGUUUGUGAUACUGAUAAAGAAAAAGGAUCAAAAACAGUUGUAGAAGAAAAUGAAACUCAAAAGUCGGAUAAAAGUGUAGUAAACAAUCCUGAAACUAAUCUUGAAGAUAAAUCAUCAAUGCCAGCUAUCAAGCAUAAUGAAUUAAAAUUAAAUCCUUUAGAAAUGUGCAAUACUGACAAUAAAAGUCUUCCAGAUUUUCAGUUUAGCCAGAAAAAGAAAAUUUGGACCGUUGAUAAGGGAGAUUACAACAAUACUCCAAUGCCACCUAUUAAAAAGGAAAAUGAUACAAAAAUUAAAAAAGAGCGUAGCAAAGAAAGUGAUAAAAAAUAUGAUCGCAGUGAUAUUAAGGAAGACAAAAAGUCAAAUGUAAAUAUUUUUAUGCCUAAUUUCAAUGAAAAUAUAAAUUUAGAUUUGGGUGCGUCAAAACUUCAUGGCGGUUCAGACCGAUCUCAUGCACCCAAUCCGUCCAUGCCUCCCGAUCAGAACUGGCUUUUACAUUCUCCGUUAUUUGCCUCCAUCCUUGCAGGAAAUAUGCUCUUCAAUGGCCCCUUGGUACCACAACGAGAGAUGAAUGGCACCUAUUUCAAUUUGCCAAAAAAUGACUCGAACAACCCAUUCGGACCCUUUCUUGGACUUCAGCAAGGUAUGUUAUCUGAGCAGAUCUUCAAAUCUCUUGGUGAAAAACCUAACAGUCAGAAACCAUGGUUCAGUAUUCUUCCGCGAAUGCCAUGUGAUGAAAGCUUACUUAGCACUACUCAGCCACCAAGAAAUCCAAAUGUGCAUCCACCGUGUGAUGCACGAUCAUCUUCAAACCGCAGUAACCAUUCUCCUGUGAAUGCCAAUAUGCAGCCAGGCCAAGUGGCUUCAGCCUUGUCUAAUUUGCAAAUGGAGCUGAUGAAUGGUGUUCCUCCUGGUUUCUUCUUGCAUCCCUUCCUUCCACCCCAAUUCGGUCCAACUUAUCAAUCGUCGUCUCCUGUAACAUGUUCUUCACAUCAUUCAGCAUCUUUCACUUCUACAUUAUCUCAUACUUCUCCCAUGCAUGACUUCGGCCUGAGUUUUGGUCGGUCACCUGAAGUGUCGACGCCUAAUUCCAUUCCUACACCCAGUGCAACCCCGGGUCCUGGCUGCACCACACCUACCUCAAGGGACUCCCCAUCACCUGGUUUUACAAAAAGGUUUUUGAUGGAGAAAAUGACUCAAGAGUAUGAAGCACCUCAACCUAUUUCUGUGGAACUCCAAAGAGGAUGGUGGCGAAUAGAUGAUCCAAACCAGUUGAAAACAAUAAUAAGUGCUCUUCAUCAUAGGGGAGUCAGGGAGAAAAUGUUUCAGAAACAGCUUCAGAAACAUUUCCAAUUUGCCUGCACUUCCUGCUCUCAGGGACGAUCAGAAGAAACAACAUUACAAUUAACUGAGUUGGAUGAAGAAAUCUCCAAGUUACCAGGAGCUGCUCCAGAUCAAGAUUCACCUAGUUUCUGGUAUCGCAACAUUGCAUUGCGUAUAGAUAUGGCUAUUCUUGAACAAGUUGAGAACUUAGAAGAAAAAGUGGAUGGCUCAAGCAUGCAAGUUAAGUUUUGGAAACCUCCAACUAAGCUUUCUACAGAACCUCUUUCAAAAUUUGUGCCAUCUUGUGAAAUGUAUGUCCAUCGCAAAGCGGAUGACAUCUAUGAUGCUAUCAAAGACAGAACCCUGCGGAAAGGUGCGAAAAAGAACUCCUCGAAGAAAAAGAAACCAGUCAAGAAGGAAAUAGAGCUUGAAGAAAUUGAAAAGAAACCUGAAGAUGAGCCAUUGGAACCUGUUGUGGAAGGCGAGGCUCCUGAAGCAAAUGAACCGAUUCCGGAAGAGCCUGAGAAGCCAUGUCCUGAAGAAAAGAUUGAGGACAAAAUUGAAAGUGAUGUCCUUCCACUUCCUUCAGGUAUGCUGAAUCCAGUCGAAGAAGCCAAGAAAAGACUUUUGAAAGUAGAAGCUGCUAUUGAAAGGCGGUACUUAAGACCUCCAUUGGGCAUUAAUGCCAAUGACUUAAGUCGUUCAUCUCUUACAAGCAGUAAUAACACUAGUGCCAAUCAGUCUGGAGCUGGUGAAGGAGCAGAUGAAGAUCAACUACCUGUAGUGCCACCUGGCCUACUGAAAUGGCGUAAUGCUGUUCAAAAUUGCCGAACAGCUGCACAAUUGGCAAUGUGCUUAAACUUUUUAGAAACUUGUACUGCAUGGGAUAAAUCCAUUAUGCGAGCAAGCUGUCAAUUUUGCCACAGUGGUGAUAAUGAAGAAAAACUAUUACUAUGUGAUGGCUGUGAUAAAGGUUAUCAUACCUACUGUUUUAAGCCUGUUAUGGAGACAAUACCUGAUGGUGACUGGUACUGUUUCGAAUGUCUAAACAAGGCUACAGGUGAUAAUGUAUGUGUGAUAUGUGGUAUUAAAGGCAAAUUGGUUGAAUGUGAAACUUGUCCUAAAACGUUCCACUUGACUUGUUUAGAACCUCCAUUAGCUAAGUAA